Messenger RNA from Chionomys nivalis (European snow vole), 1974 nucleotides. RefSeq names its product threonyl-tRNA synthetase 2, mitochondrial (gene Tars2). Gene Ontology annotation, molecular function: ATP binding; threonine-tRNA ligase activity. Gene Ontology annotation, biological process: threonyl-tRNA aminoacylation. NCBI's taxonomy places the organism in Eukaryota, Metazoa, Chordata, Mammalia, Rodentia, Cricetidae. Gene Ontology annotation, cellular component: mitochondrion; cytoplasm. The record is from RefSeq and is a predicted model, not a curated record.
AGAACUGGACUAAAGGAAAGGUGGUGGCUGAUAAUCUGUAUUGCUCUAGAAAAAGAAGUGGGAAGAGGAAACAGCUUCUGUGUCAACACCUCUUCUGUCGGUUGUAGUGAACUGAACAGGAGAGCCUGGAAAGCACUAAGAGGGCCUCUCUGUCUCAGGUGUGGCAUGUCGGUGGAUCUUUGCCGGGGCCCCCAUCUGCGGCACGCUGGACAGAUUGGAGCUCUGAAGCUGCUGGCGAACUCCUCAACUGUGUGGAGGUCCUCAGGAGCUCCGGAGGCACUGCAGAGAGUGUCAGGGAUUUCUUUCCCCAAGGCAGAGUUACUGAGGAACUGGGAAGCAUGGAGGGAAGAAGCAGAGUUGAGAGACCACAGACGCAUCGGGAAGGAACAGGAGCUCUUCUUCUUCCAUGAACUGAGCCCUGGGAGCUGCUUUUUCCUGCCGCGCGGGACAAGAGCCUAUAAUGCCCUGGUGGCUUUCAUCAGGGCUGAGUACGCCCGUCGUGGUUUCUCAGAGGUGAAAACUCCCACGCUGUUUUCUACAAAACUCUGGGAACAGUCAGGGCAUUGGGAGCAUUAUAGGGCGGACAUGUUUUCCCUGAAGCCCCCAGGCACUAAUGGUCCCUACAGCUCUCAGAGUGGCCACCCUGCCAGGUGUCCCAAAGACACGCUUGCUCUCAAGCCCAUGAAUUGCCCUGCACACUGCCUCAUGUUCGCCCACCGGCCCAGAUCCUGGAGGGAACUGCCUGUGCGACUGGCUGAUUUUGGAGUCUUGCAUCGUGCUGAGGCCUCUGGCGGUCUGGGAGGAUUGACACGGCUAUGGUGCUUCCAACAGGAUGAUGCUCACAUCUUCUGUGCACCAAAUCAGCUGGAAGCAGAAAUCCGAGGCUGCCUUGAUUUUCUCCGGUCUGUUUAUGCUGUUCUUGGUUUUUCCUUCCACCUGGCUUUAUCUACCCGGCCAUCUGGCUUCCUAGGAGAACCUCACCUAUGGGACCAGGCCGAGCAGGUCCUACAACAAGCCUUGGAGGAAUUUGGAGAACCCUGGGACCUUAACCCUGGAGAUGGUGCUUUCUAUGGGCCUAAGAUUGAUGUGCACCUCCACGAUGCCCUGGGGCGGCCCCAUCAAUGUGGAACGAUCCAGCUUGACUUCCAGCUGCCACUGAGAUUCAACCUACAGUACAAGGGGCAGGCAGGGGCCCUGGAGCAUCCAGUCCUGAUUCACCGAGCAGUACUUGGUUCUGUGGAAAGGAUGUUGGGCGUGCUGGCAGAAAGCUAUGGGGGGAAAUGGCCCCUGUGGCUGUCCCCGCUCCAGGUGGUGGUCAUCCCUGUGGGAACAGAGCAAGAGGAAUACGCUAGGCAGGUGCAGCAGUCCCUGCAGGCUGCAGGGCUUGUCGGGGACCUUGAUGCCGACUCCGGACUGACCCUCGGCAGGAGAGUCCGCCGGGCCCAGCUUGCCCACUACAAUUUUCAGUUUGUGGUCGGCCAGAGAGAGCAGAGUAAGAGAACAGUGAACAUUCGCACUCGAGACAACCGACAGCUCGGGGAGCGAGGCUUGGCCGAGUCUGUGCAGAGGCUGCUGGAGUUACAGGACGCCCGGGUCCCCAAUGCGGAGGAAAUGUUCUGAGUUUUGUUCCCUGGUGAGGCAUAGACUCCUGAGAGCCCCUUAUCAUGGGAGAUCCCAGCCCAGCUGGCAGCCCAGAACGUCCCUGACUCUUGAGAGCUGCCUGGUUUGGAGGACCCUGCACAGCAAGGGGUGAUGUGCUGCUUGCAUGGGGGAGAAUAAAAAUAAACUUGAAGCCGAGGUUGUGUCUUCAUCUGAUCUGACGGGAAGGGUCUGUGUUGUCUUCCUGCUGCUCCAGAGCUGAGGAAAAGAGAUACUGAGGCCUCUGAGCAGCCCGGGAAGUGUCUCAGGCAGCCAUUCCCAGUCCCAUUCCAAGGCUGUCAGACCCCUUCCCGACAAAGACAGUUUACAGAUGGA